GGAACACAGUGGGAACAGGAAGGCAGUGGGAACACUGAGAGAGGAACUAGGUUAGCUGUUAAGAGGACACACUCCACUCCGGUCUUGAACGAGGCUCUUGUCUUUGGCAUGGCUCUGACAGAGCUCAUCUUCACCCUGGUAGGGGCCUGUGUGGUCCUGUUCUACUGCGCAAAGCUGGUACAUAUGCUGAUGCUGCUUUUCCCGAGGGUCUGGUACCCGCUUCCUGAGAACUUUUUUACCUCAAUGGGAAAAUGGGCAGUGAUCACAGGUGCAUCUGAUGGAAUAGGAAAAGCUUAUGCGCAGGAGUUAGCGAGGCGUGGGCUGAACGUGGUGAUCAUCAGCAGGUCUAAAGAGAAGUUGGACAGACUGGCGAGGGAGAUAGAGGAUACAACGGGGGUAAAGGCCAUAACUAUUGCCGCUGACUUCACCAAAGAUGAUGUUUUUGGGGUCAUCAAAGAGAACAUUCAGGGUUUGGAUGUGGCCAUUCUAGUUAACAACGUGGGCAUGCAGCCAGCUUUUAUACCCUGCAAACUACUUGAAACAGAUCACCUGGAAGAGAAAAUGCAUCAAGUAAUCAACUGCAACGUCAAAACAGCGGUCAAGAUGUGUCACAUCGUCCUGCCUGGAAUGGUGGAAAGGGGACGGGGCAUCAUUCUGACCGUGAGCUCCGGCAUGGCAAAAAUCCCCUUUCCCAUAUACACUCUAUACAUAGCUACGAAGAUUUUUCUUGAGAGGUUCUCACAGGGUCUCCAAGCCGAAUACAAAUCCAAUGGAAUUCUUUUUCAGACAGUGUCUCCUUUUGGGGUCUCCACAGCAAUGAUGGGCAAUCAGAAAGCAGGCUUCUUUGUAUUCACAGCUGAGGAGUUUGUGAGGAGCUCGCUGAUGUAUCUGAAAGCAGGAGAACAAACGUAUGGCAGCAUCAGACAUGCAGUUCUGGGUUGGGUCAUUCAGGCCAUCCCCACCUGGGUUCUGAGAAGUGAAGCAUUUCACCACAUCUUUCAGGAGUUUGUGAAGAAGCAAGUGGCCAGCUGAGCUCUUUGUCUGUACUGCAGUGUUUCUAUACAGCAUAUUAUUAUUUUCUCUUACACUAGUAACUUUAAUGUGGACUAGAUGAUAACUACUAUCCGAGACCCUCCGCAGGGGAAGCCAGAGGUCAGACUUACAUAGCAUUCGUUCACCUCAGCAGCCACUUAAGAUGCUACGUCUCAUGGGUGGAUACUUUUCACCCACAGAAUUAUUUUAGAAUCUCUGCGCUUCCCAUGAUUCCCAAGAAGAUCAGUGGAGCAGGGAUGGUUGACCACUGAGACAAGCAAAGAAAGACACAGAAACAGUCCUUUCAUAUUUGUUUCAAGAAAAAUAGCAAUUACCCAUGCUAUCGUGAAAAUUUGUAUUGCACACUUAUAUUUAUAUUUAACCUAUAUUUCUAUUUAACUAUAUACCGGUUGCCUUAUUAAGUACACUUACCUUGUAUCUACACUCACUGUCCAUUUUAUCAGCUCUACUCACAUAGGCGCACUUUGUAUUUCUACAAUUACAGACUAUAGUACUUUACUACACUGUACUUUACUAAAUUUGCUUCUUUAGUUUAUUAUUGGAGCAAAGAGGCUAAUAAACACUAGAAGUCAAUAGUCACCCAGAUCUUUAUGGUAAAUACAUCCCCAAAACGUUUCUCAACCUCCUCAAAGGUUGUCCAGACUUUGCUUAGAGCAAGUAUACAGUAUAGAUUCAGAUUCAGAUUCAGAUUCAGAUUCCUUUAUUGAUCCCAGGGGGAAAUUGCAGGGAAUACAUACUGGGAAUUAUAAAAAAUAUAUAUUUUAAUAUAAUAUACAUUGUAAAAUAUGACAUUUUAUCCUACAGUUUUGUGCAGAAUCCAACCCCCGUUGCGUACACAUACGACAUGUGGACAUAUAGAUUGUGUUUGCGAUAUCUGUUGUUUUUAGCAGAAAUAACAAACAUAACCCAUGGCUUCCAUAUGUCUGCGUGACGUGUGCACACAAAACUGCUGCCUGCUGUUCAUUUAUACAAUUUACAGUAAGUCUCAUACCAGAAAGUCUGCUUGACCUUAAUGAAGAGCUUUAUGUGUUUUAAGUAGGUUGAGAGAAGUUUGGGAGAUGUAUUUACAGAAAGGAUUUGGGUGACUAUUGACUUUUAGUGCUGGUUAGCAACAUCAGCCUCAUAGCAAGAGCGCUAAACUAUAGAGGCAAAAAUGUCUUGGCUGAUUGACAAAAUCCGGGAUAAAGGAAAAAGUGUCAAAAUCUGAUUUUUCACCAAACCAUUCAUUUUAAACCCUUCACUUCUGCUGGGAGAAUAAAAUCUCCAUCCUGUGGUCAGAGACCAACUGCUGAUGAAGGACCAGAGGACGACUAACACUGUCAACUGUGCAGCGACAGAUGAGCUAUCAUCUCUAAAUUUACAUCCAUAAGAUGAGCCAAAAUAGAUGUGUCUAGUAGAGUGGACAGUGAGUGGACAGUGAGUGUUUAAAAACUCCAGCAGGACUGCUGUGUCCAGUCAUACCAGUACAACACACAUUAACCCACCACCACCAUGUCAGCGUUACUGCAGUGCUGUGCUGUGCUCUGUGGUGGUCCUGUGGAGGUCCUGACCGCCAAUGAAUGGCUAAUAAAUAACACAGAGAAACAGAUGGACUACAGUCUGUAAUGAAUAAUUAAUUAACAGACUGUAAUUAAUAAUUAAUAGUAAUUACUGUAAAGUAGCUGGUAUUUUAGAUGCUUUAUUUAGCCUUUCAGGAAUGUUAAGAACAUCAAGAAAUGAUAGUAAUAAAAUAAUAAUCCAAUCCAUUUACAGUCAUUUUUGUCAAAUCAUCUGUCUCAAUAUUUCAUCACCACUUCUCAAAUUCGAGGCAUUGUGGAUGUUAAUGUUAUCUUUAGUCUCGAUGUUGUACAGAUUUCUCAGUUAUUACAGAUUUUUCUUCAGCUCUUCAUCAUUUGGACGCAUCAAAAAUAUCUUUAGUUAUGGUUUUCGAUCUUCUCACUAAACUAGAUUGUAUUUUAUAUAAUUUUAUAUAUUUACAGUCGGAUUCAAGCUACAACAGACUUUCUAUUUAUUGGCCGAGUUAAACAUCUUUUAAUCUUUUUCCCCAAUAUGUUAAAUUCAGCCAAUAAACAGCAAUUGUGCAUUAAAAUGUGCAGCUGUGUGUUCAUCACAGAGGACGUGUUAACAUCAACAACAAACGCCAUUCGAGCAGGGGCGUCAAACUUUCGCAUACAGCUGCAUCUACAGCUUUAUUUGGCUUUAUAAUAUUGAAAACAGUGAUUCUAAACAUUUGAAUGGGAGUCAAUGAGUUGAAAUUACAGUGGGACAGGAAUGUAAAGAUACAUGGCUCCACCUAGUGGACACAUCUGCUCUCAACUCAUGGCCUCUGUCUGACGCUGAGAGCAUCCUCGCUGUCUGCAUCAGACCAAAUGUGACUCUGACUCUCACACCCGCCUCAGAUUCAUUAUCCAGCAGAGACAACAUUGUUGUCUUCGUCCCCUUAUAUUAUAAGAAUUAUAAGGUUCUGCCUGAUAUAAUUGUCAAAUUUGAAUUCUUCGCAUAUUCUUAUCUCAUGCCAACUUCUGAACAUUAUGUGAGAUGUUUUUUUGUGUGUGUGCAUUUUUGGUCUCUUUAUCUAGAAAACAAAAAGAUUCUAUUUCUAUAGUCAAACUCUAACUUAGUUCUAUAUCAUCUGCAAGCCAAUUAGCACUUCGAUUGCUCACAAGAGGACCAAUCAGGUUGCACCUCUUCUUGUGUCUCGCCAUUCUGUUCAGUAAAUGCAGGAACAAUUUAUAAACCUUUAUCAGACAUGAAAACUUUUUCUAACUACUUUCUAAACUAUUUUAAUAAAUCAAUUUGUUUUACUGUCUUAUAUUUUAUAAACAUUUGGCCUUAAAGAUAAUUAAAUAGUAAACAUUUGAAUUGGUGGGCUCUUAAUUACAACAUAAACAUUGAUUUCAUUCAUCUGUCCAUCUUUUUAUCGUCUUCUUUCUCACAAAAUAAGACAUUUGGCUCAUUAGAGUCACAUUUCGGGUAUAAAACAAAACCUCACACUGCCUUUAGACCGACCUGCUACACUUACUUGCUGGGACGGUUUAUUACAGUGGCUGGUUGCCGUCUAAUAUAAAGGAAACUUAAACUAAUAGUUUCUAUCUAAAACUGACCUCUGCACUGGGCAAAAUAUUAGCACUGACCUUUAUACUUAACCUGCAAUAAUCAGUUGAAUGAGAAAAAGAUGAUUUGUCCUACAACAAGACAUAAAUAUCAAAAUCAAAAAUCAAAUAAACAUCAUAAAAUGUCAUAUUAAGCAUUACAUUGAAUGUUCUGAUAUAUGGAGUCUCUCUGCUAAUGUACCAAUUUUAUGUUUUAAAUAAAUUAUGAG
This is a messenger RNA of Pygocentrus nattereri (red-bellied piranha), 4375 nucleotides long. RefSeq names its product hydroxysteroid (17-beta) dehydrogenase 3 (gene hsd17b3). Gene Ontology annotation, cellular component: endoplasmic reticulum. NCBI's taxonomy places the organism in Eukaryota, Metazoa, Chordata, Actinopteri, Characiformes, Serrasalmidae. The transcript is spliced from 11 exons. Gene Ontology annotation, molecular function: testosterone dehydrogenase (NADP+) activity. The coding region runs from base 109 to 1032 and encodes 307 amino acids. The record is from RefSeq and is a predicted model, not a curated record.